Chinchilla lanigera (long-tailed chinchilla) is the source of this 1723-nucleotide messenger RNA. RefSeq names its product coiled-coil domain containing 28A (gene Ccdc28a). The record is from RefSeq and is a predicted model, not a curated record. Lineage: Eukaryota; Metazoa; Chordata; Mammalia; Rodentia; Chinchillidae. The transcript is spliced from 6 exons. Bases 669 to 1241 code for a protein of 190 amino acids.
AGUAGCUAUUAAUGGCAGUAGUGAUAGGAUCGCAUUUUCGGGCUCAGCUCCCCAACAGAACCGCACUUUUCGCACUGGCUUCUCCACUUGUUUCACUGGUUCAGCCGCGAAAGCACCGCCCAAAGUUCGGGAACUGUCAAGACGCUGUUGCCACGGCGACGCCCCACCCCGCCUCGCUCCUGCUCGAAGAACAUGCUGGGAGUUGUAGUUCGAGGAGACGUUCACCGAGGGGCGGGGCCACUUCCGGGAGCGGCACUAUAGUCACCGUUCCCACUUCCGCCGCCAGUCUGUAUCACUCCCUGCUCCAAGUCACAGAGCCGAAACUUAAAUGCCAGGCAUGAGUCCCCCUUUGCACGGCCGUGGGAGUUACGCCUGAAGGCAGGGUAGGGGAAGUCACGCAGUGCCAAAGGCGCAGACGACAGAGACUCCCGUGGGUCCGAAGAGGUGGGGCUUCCGCCCCGGGAAAAGAGGCUCCGCCUCCUUGCGUCACUUCCGUCAACAAAGGGCGCUCCGGAGGCGCUGGUCUGGAGAUGCGCGCCCCGCACUAGCGGCCGCUGGUGGUGCCUUCAGGGGCUCUUCGCUCCUUGCCGGUUGAGGAAAGGGACCCCGGCCUCGUUCUUCAUCGGGUCUUAAGAGGCUGCCUUCGGCACAGCAAGGAUCUCAGGACAAUGGAAGAGCGGAAAGUGAAGAGGAGGAGCCCUAAGUCUUUUAGUGCCCACCCUACUCAGGUUGUUAAUGCCAAAAAAAAUGCCAUUCCAGUAAGUAAAAGCACCGGGUUUUCAAAUCCUGCAGCACAGUCAACUUCACAGCGACCAAAGUUAAAAAGAGUGACGAAGGAGAAGGCCAAACCUCAGGGUGGAGAAGGGAAAGGAGCUCAGGCGACUCCGAUCCAACACUCCUUCCUCACUGAUGUCUCAGAUGUACAGGAGAUGGAGCGAGGGCUCCUCAGUCUUUUGAAUGAUUUCCACUCAGGAAAGCUUCAAGCCUUUGUUCUGGAAUGUUUCCCAGGAAACGAGUGUUCCAUAGAGCAGAUGGAGCACGUCCGGGGAAUGCAGGAAAAGUUAGCCCGCUUGAAUCUGGAGCUCUACGGGGAGUUAGAGGAGCUUCCUGAGGACAAGAGGAAAACAGCCAGCGACUCCAACCUGGACAGGCUGCUGUCUGAUUUAGAAGAACUGAACUCUUCUAUACAGAAGCUGCACUUGGCAGAUGCACAGGGCGUUCCGAACACUUCCACCAGCUAAACUGCAACGCCGCCUGCCUGCCUGGGAUCUGCAGCGAAGCUGCGCUCUCUACUUUCCAGCUGAAUCCAGUAGCAGAACCCUCUCUCUCCACAGGAGUGACAGCAAUUAAAGUGCAAGUGCAAUGAUCAUUUCCACACACUGCUCUCAGUAAGUCCGCUUGUGCUCAUGCACCCGGCGCCCGCCGGCCUGUGCAGGCUCUCAGGAGCCCUGCAGGCUCGGCUGCUCGCUUCCCUCUGUUGCCUUAUGGGUGAUACUUGAAAUGCGUUGUGCUCAAAGCGCUCGCUGGGCCGCAGGCUGCGUCCUUCCCGAGUGCCGCACUUACCCAGGGGCUGGUGCGCAGGCUUCUUGUGGCAGCCCAGCUUCCGUUCACCUUAGACAAUCAGCACACACGCAGGUGUGUGUUCAGUGGCCAGUGACAACAAAUUGUUAAAUGAGUAUUUGUGAGAUUUGCUAUUUUUAAUAAAGUGACUGAUUUAAGUUUA